This is a messenger RNA of Podarcis lilfordi (Lilford's wall lizard), 11591 nucleotides long. The record is from the annotation of a GenBank genome assembly. NCBI's taxonomy places the organism in Eukaryota, Metazoa, Chordata, Lepidosauria, Squamata, Lacertidae.
UGAAAUUGGUUCCAGUAUUGUUUAAUGAGGUCUUCUGAUGAAGCAGGACAGCAUGAUAUGGUAGCAAGAAGGUUCUGCUCUGAACAUAUCCAUUCUGUGCUUUAAUGCACCAUAGGGGCUUGUUUUCUGCGAGGAAAAUGUGAGUACAACACAGCUAGCCUCUGCAGAGCCACAGAGGAAUUUGCUUCUUGGAAACACUUUUUGGAAGCCUCUAGUUGAGAGCAGAAGAUCCCAUUUCCCCUAAAGAAGGGCAAGUCGCGUUUGUAUGUUGGCUGUUGCUGCAGUCUGGUUCAGAUGUAAUUCUAAACAUCCUUCAGGCCUGUGUUUUGUGUAUUUAUGUAUUUAGUGUUUUUAUCUUGCAUUUUUAUGUUGUGAACUGCCCUGUGAUAUUUGGAUGAAGGGCGGUAUGCAAAUUCUCAUAAGAAUAAGGCAGCUUCCUAUGUUCCUACACUUUACAUACAGUGUAUUUCAUAUCCAGGAUCUUGGGUUCCUUUACUUUUAUUUAGUACAGUGGUGCCCCGCAAGACGAAUGCCUCGCAAGACGGAAAACUCGCUAGACGAAAGAGUUUUCCGUUUUGGAGGUGCUUCGCAAAACGAAUCUCCUAUGGGCUUGCUUCGCAAGACGAAAAUGUCUUGCGAGUUCCUGCGGUUUUUUUUCCCUUUCCCCCCCUUUUUCUAAGCCGCUAAGCUGCUUAUCUGCUUAUCCGAUAAGCUGAUAAGCCGCUAAAAACCGCUAAUAGCGCUAAUCCGUCAAUGGGCUUGCUUCGCAAGACGAAAAAACCGCUAGACGAAGAGACUCACAGAACGGAUUCUUUUUGUCUUGCGAGGCACCACUGUACAUUUGUAUCUGAGAAUCCAGCUAUAAAGGCUCCCAGAGUGGCUUAUAUACAAUUAAAACAAGGCGGUCCUUGCUUGCAAUCUUUAAAAAAAAGAGAGACAAGGAAAAGGGGGCAAGGAGGGAAGAGGAAAAAGAGACUUGAAGCUUUAGAUAACUUCCAGUUAAAACAGAUCAUGCUGGACUAGACAGACCAAUUUCUAAGGCAUCUUCUGAAGACUCACUCUAUGGGCUCCAGGAGGAGAGGCUUUCGUGUGCUGUGUUAAAAGGGAAAGCAGAUAAAAAUCGGCUUGUUACCUAGUCUAAUAAAUAAAGCUUCUCUCUAAAAGGAACUGUAAAUGUUCGAUGCUCAUUGCUCAAAUCCCCCAACGAGUGAUUCUUUUGUUAAAUUGUCUGGAUUAAAUUAAAACUCCCGUAUCAGCAGAGAGAGAGGUAUGCCGUUCUUGCCAGCUAAGCACGAACCAUCCCCAGUGUGCAUUGUUUGGCAGGCCUUACAAACCCAACCUGGUCUCCCUGCUGCUGAUAUAUAGUAGAGUUUCCCGUGGCUCUGAAAAUCCCAUUUGGGAGUCUGCCUCUGCGUUAGCAGUUGCCAGUGAAACAUGUCUCAGUAUUCAGGAAAAGUAAGUAACGUGUUCCUUUUUGUAACUUUGCUUAUGUAUGAGAUCAGAGGCUUUUUUAAAAAAGAGGGAGGAGGAGAUGAGCUGGAAAAAGAAAAGCUUUGGAUGCCAACAGGAGACAGGAUGGCUUAAUGGAGCUACGCUUUCCAAAACAUUGUGGGGCUGUGUUGCCUUGCAGGAUGGGGCCACACAAGCUGGGGUGGUCUGAGAUUAAGGGGCGUUCCUUAAAACGCAAGGAAUCUGGCAACUCCAGAGAAGGAAAAGCAUAUGAAAGCGAGAGGAUAAAGAGGAUUGGGAAAUACAAUGGAGUGUGGCUUAAUUAAUCUAAAUACACAAUUUGAAAAAACGAUGUUUAUAAAAGAAAAGAAAACCCCGAGAGGUUGCAUUGUUAGCCACACACGGUGUUGUAAGCUGUAAUGUCUCAUUAAAAGAAUACUUCCAGCUUUCAAUGAACUCUCAUUGAAUGCAAAAUUAAGUCCGUCUGGCAGUGGAUUCCAUCUGCUUGGAAUACCGGUGGGUCCUGGGGCCGUGCAAUGGUCGUAGCUCAAUCCUUGGAACGUCCUCUUUCCUCUAGAUCACUUUCUAUGAAGGCAAAUGCUUCACAGGCCGGAAGCUGGAGGUGAGCGGGCCCUGCGACAACUUCCAGGAGCGGGGCUUCAUGAACAGAGUCAAUUCCGUCUGUGUACAGAGCGGAGCCUGGAUCUGUUUCAGCCUCGCAGACUUCCGAGGCCAGCAGUACAUCCUGGAGCAUGGCGAAUACCCUGGCUUCCACCGCUGGAACGGGCACAAUGACCGAAUGGGAUCCUGCAAGCCAGUUGGGAUGGUUAGUGCUCCUUUUUUGUUGUUGAUGAGUGACAGGAUAGGUCCUGUUUAUCACAGGGAGUCUUUGUUUCCAGGUGUCUGUCACUCAUGCCUUUGGGAGGAUGUCUGGGAUGUCUUCAGCAUCAUUGUAUGUUUUAACAACCUGCCGGAAUGGUCAUAAUUUAUUACUUCUCAUAAAAAAAUUAUGCACCUCUUGAUAGAAGAAAAACCUCAAAGUAGUUUACAAAGUAUAAAACAAUAAAAUUACCAGUAAAAAUAGUAAACAACAGCAACUAUUUAAAACAUUUUUUUUUUUAAAUUGCAAUAAACUAAACACAGUUUAAAAUACGCAUUCUACAUGCCUGGGCAGGCUUGUCUGUUCCAGGGGAUUAAACACUGCCUUCAUAAAAGGUAAAGGGACCCCUGACCAUUAGGUCCAGUCGUGACCGACUCUGGGGUUGUGGUUCUCAUCUCGCUAACUUGCCGAGGGAGCUGGUGUACAGCUUCCGGGUCAUGUGGCCAGCAUGACUAAGCCGCUUCUGGCGAACCAGAGCAGUGCACGGAAACGCUGUUUACCUUCCUGCCAGAGCGGUGCCUAUUUAUCUACUUGCACUUUGACGUGCUUUCGAACUGCAAGGUUGGCAGGAGCAGGGACCGAGCAACGGGAGCUCACUCCAUCGCGGGGAUUUGAACCGCCGACCUUCUGAUCGGCAAGUCCUAGGCUCUGUGGUUUAACCCACAGCGCCACCCGCGUCAGCCCAGGUCUUUGUGCCAUCAUCAUGUGAUCAAGCAAGACAAAGAACAAGGACAUUGUAUCUCCUGGACCUUGGCAUCCUUCUGGGUUAGGCGUUGGUGCCUCUGUCCUACUUGUAGGAGUCCCUUGCUCCUUGCUCAGCCCCAUGGCUUCUAGACUGUGAGGUCCUCCGGGGUUCCAUUGUAUUCCCAGUUGCUGUUUUAACAUCUUUAUGAAGUCAUUGGGGGAAGUCAUCCAGGGAUUUGGAGCAAGGCACAAUCAAUAUGUUGGUGAUACCCCAGUCUUCAGUGAUGAUGCCCGACAUCUGAAGAUCACAGAGUGGUCUAUCUCACCUGAAUCAGGAGAGGCUGUUUAAGUACUUGACCACUGUUUGGACUGGGUAUUGGGAUGGUUGAGGUCCAAUAAAUUGAAGCUGAAGCCCAACAAGAUGGUGGUUCUGUGGGUUGGUGGUUGAAGGACCAAGUUCAUUGCUUGGGGCUGCUCAUCAGUUCUAAGCUGCCCCUGAGGAGGAGUGGCAAGGCAACUAUUUUCUGUUGUCUAAGCCUCUGUUAUCUUCUUCAAACUCCAGUUGGUUCGCUAAUCCCCACAGCAGCUGCCUGUGCAUUACCAGGCUCGAAUAAACUUACUAAUAUUGGUGCAUAAAACCCUGAAUGACCUGGAACCCAAGUAUCUGAAGGAAUACCCCACCCAAUCAUUAAGAUCCACUAGAUAUGUCUUACUUCAGUCUCUUGGCAAUAACUUGGGGUGGUGAUGCAUACUCCAGAGUAGACCCAUUGUACUUAAUGGGCAGGACUAUCUUAUACCUAUUAAGUGGCUCUAAUCUAAGUUGGAAACAACCAAUAGAACUCAAUGGGACUUCUUUUAGACAUGUACUGGAUUGUGCUGUUAAUGGGUUAGCUCUCCUGCUGCCCUUUUUUGUAAGGCAUUCUGCAAACUUGCUAGCUGAAGAGUAAAAAAAAAAUAUUUUUAAUACAAUAAGACACACACCACAGGAAUGGAGCUCUCCCUCAAAGUACUUUCAACAAUUUUUAACUACUAUUUCCUGUCUUCAGCCUAAAUUUGUAUUGCAGUGGAAGGUGUGUGUAUUUGUGUACUUGUGCAUCUGUAUGUACAAGACGGGGAACGGGAGAAACUCUUCUUUGGGGUUUUUUUUGGACUGCCAUCAGAUGUUUCAGGCAUAUCUGAGAUUCCACCGCCAAAAGAAUGCCACAAGCUUUCCUCUACCUCAGCCAAGUUUUCUCAUACAUGAUUCCAUUUAUAAAUAUAUUAUGUCCUCUGUCUGCUGGUUCUUUUUCUUUUUCUCUAAAAAGAACUUUAUACCUGUCUGCAGACUUCCUCACAAAUACCUACCAAACCUACUGGCGGGAGGGGAGGGAGAUUCCCAAAGUGAUUUACCUCAGUUCACCUUCCAAGAAUUGCAUAGACAGGAUACUGGAGACUGAAGCGGGCGGCGUGUGUAUGUGUGUGUUUCUUUCUUUUUCUUGCUUAAUAAAGUCACAACUAUCCUGUAUAAAUAACCACAGACUUGACUAGGAACAAGGAAAAUGUGAUUAUUAUUUUGUUUGUUUGUUUUAAGGGAAACAGUCUCAAAUAGAUGUGUGUUUUGGAAUUUCCUCCUCAUAGUUCCGUUCCUCGUGGGGUUCUUAAUUCAUUUCCCAUGUAUGGAUGUCUGGUUCUCUUGCAAAUGUCAAAAGUGGCAUUCUUGUGGCCUUGUUUUCUUGACCUUGUGCGUGGUCGUUUCGUGGUUUGUAUUUCUUCCGGUGCAGGUUUUAUGCUAAAGGGCACUUGAGGAUGGUCUGAAACUCUCUCUCUCUCUCCCCCAUCUCAGCUGAAGUUUGAACACUUUCAUAGUCUGGCAUUAAAUUACUCACUGAAAACAACAAUAAGAAAAGUACUAACUGCUUGGAUAACUUAGCAUGAUCACAUCUUUACAGGCAUAUUGCUCAUAUUGUAAAGUGAUGGGUCCUUCUCUCCCACCUCCAUUUGAUUCUUACAACAAUCCUGCAAAAUAGUCUGAAGGAGAGAAUUCCCUAGCGAGGUUCAUGGCUCAGAACCGAUUUGAACCUGAGUCUGAAGACCUAACUGAAGACACAUUUCUUUAUCUUGGCUUUUGACACUGGAGAUGCAUAUUUUAGAGCCCGCCUUAUUUCUGAAUUUUAAAGUUGCUUUAAAUUUUUUUUUUUAAUAUUAAUGUUGUGUUUUAAUUGUCGUAGCCCACCCUAGGACCUGAAGGUAAAGGGUGCGUAAUAAAUUGUAAACAUCGUCCUAUCCCAACCUGACACUCUAACCACUACACUGCACUACUUCUCCUGUAUUUAGGACACAAAUCACUGGCAUAUUUUGUAUAUAGUAUGGGGGAGGGGGACAACGUGUUGCUUGUUUAAAUAAACGUUUUAAUACAUUUUUAUUGAUAUAUAUAUUUAUGUCUCCGGCUAACCACCUUCUUGAGAUCUUGCUAUGUUUUCGAAAAGUGGAAUACCAAUUUUUAAAUCAGUAGACAAAAUAAAUAUGAAAGUGAUGAAACAGUCGCUGGCCGGCGAGUGCUGAUGCUGAACCCAUUUUCCACCUGUGGCUUUUUGCUGGCUACAGAAUUCACUGGCCGGCCUGGGGCACAUUUCUGUCUUUCACCUGUGGGUCAAAAUGAAAAAAACAACAACAAACCUCUCUGUUGCCUGGAGCUCCUUAGAAGACGAGAAGGGUGCAAAUGUUAUUUUUCUAAAUACAUUUUUACUCAUAUUUCGCAACACCAAGCUCUUUAGUAUGAAUUUGGAAAAGCGAGGUGUCUCUGGGUUUUGCCGCUGCUGUUUCAUGAAGCUAAUUUUGGCCUGCCUUUGCCAACAGCAUGGCGAGAAUUACCGGAUCGAAGUAUUCGAGGGCAGGCACUUUAGUGGUCGCAGCCAGGAGUUCACCGAAGAUUGCUCUUGCCUGCAUAGGCAAGGCUGGGCCAAAAACUGGAUCAACGCCAUCAAAGUCUAUGGGGAUGGAGCGUAAGUAACUCACGGGUGUCAAAAUAAUACAAGGGCAACCUGCAAUAAAGGGUUGCCGCAUGUAAUCCUCCUUUUAGCCCUCUUCAGAGUACUCCAUUCCAUUCUUCUUCCAGCUGCCACCAUUUUCCUAUUCCCUGCACACUGAGCAUACUCAGCCCCCAUCUUGCUGUUUCCUUUUGGGGGUGAGUCAUUUGCCUCUCUGGGUUCCCCUGAGCAUGUUGUUUCCUCAUCUCUCUGUGUCUCUGUGUGUGCAUGUACGGUGCCAUUUCCACUACGUAACUAGCACUUGGAUAAUUCAGAUUGCUAUUGAUGUAGUUGCUAGAUUGGUCAGUCUGGAUGAAACUGGAUCCCUUCUGAACCUGCAACUGCAUCUGUGAGGAUAGAGUACAUAAGAGGAAACUUGCCAAACAAGUUCCUUUGUCAAGGUUUGUCAAUGCCAGUUCCUUUGACUGGCCAGUUAACUACCCAUCGUCUGCAUCUCGAAAAGGUGAGCUCUGCUGCCAUAGAAACAAAUGGGCAGGCCUUUCGCUAUCCACCUCACCUGCCCAAUAGAUGAGAGAACAAAGCCAGAGUUGUGUAUGUGAGCUGAAAGCUGGGGGGGGGGGGAGAGAGAUAUCUUGCUUUGUGCUGGACUUUGGGUCUCUUCUGGAAACCGACAGGGGAAGCAAGAUCUGUUGGGGUCAGGGCUGGCCCACCCUUGUGGCAAGAUGAGGCGACUGCCUCAGGUGGCAGAAUCCACAGGGGCAGCAGAUCCAAGAAACGCAUUGCCCACCGCUGCUGCCAGGCUCCAUCUCCCAUCAGCCCCUGACAACCAGCAUGGCUAAAGGUCAGCAAUGAUGGGAGUUGGUCCAUCCACAUCUGGAAGGAGAUAGGGGGCUCACCACCCUGAUAUAGAUGAUGACAGCUCUGACUCUGCAGUUCCAUGCCAGAAUAGUCACUCGCAGAUAUAGGCCCCUGUUGCUUUCUGUAGCUUUUACCAGUCCCUACCCUUCUUCAGUCACCCCCCCCCCACAGGUUAAACCUACUAAGUGGGUUUCUCGUCUCUUGUAUGUUCCAGGGUUGGGUCUAGGAUUUAAUAUCCGCUUCCUCUACACCUGAUGUCAGAUGUGAGGCAGGAAAAGAUGUGGCUGGUUGAAAAAAUGGGGUUUGCAAGCACUGCUGAUCAGUUCAAAGUCAGCAUAAACAACACAGAGCCCGAUGGAACAAUUGUCUGUGUCACUAUAAGGCAGCUUCCAUCUGCUUUCUUCAAAAAAGCCAUGUACAGUUAUUGAUUAUUAUUUUUAUUUUUUCGCAUAUCUACAGGGUACCCCUUUUAAAAGAGACCAAAACCCAGCUCUCUGCUCCCCUGACAUUCCACCAACCCUGGUCUUGGGUCUAUGUGUGGAGUCCUUACUGUAGUAAUAAUAAAUAAUUGCAGGUUAGCAAUAUCCAAUCCAGCAGUUCCGUCAUAAAUGUUCAUCUGAGGCACACACAAAAAUUGCAUGUGGCACGAGAGGAUCAGCUUAACAAGCCUCUUUAUUCUGGAAAAGAUUAACACCAAUUAUAGCUUCCCCACUAUAGUUCCUUCUCGCAUUCUUGCUUUCUGAUCCUUUGCUCUAGAAGUGCCAAACUGGGAGAAGCCAACAGUAUUGCUGUCCCUCCCUCUGUCCCAAAAACAUUUCCCCUGAAAACCGGCGAUCACGCAGGGUUGUAUUUCCAUCAUCGCUCUGACCAGGAACAAAUGUUCUCUUGAGGGGGUAGAAAAAAACAAAAAUCAUCGUGUGUGUCUCACCCUUUCACCAGUGAUGGAGUUGUUGUGUUAUGAUGUCAUUGGCUCGUUCUCUCUCUCUCUCUCCUCCCCCACUAUCUCUCUGACCUCAUGGUACCAUGCGCUUCCUUUGGACAAACAAACACAGUCGGAAGGCACGACUUGGAUGUGCGUGCCUGGGAGAGAGCUGGAGCCCUCUGUCCGAGCCAGAGAGUGCUUGGCUUGUGUGAGGCACAGCUGGAGUUCUGGUUCAUGCUGCUUCGUGCUUCCGUGCCAAGGGAUCAUCACUUAGGAGGGCAAAAAGCAGAACUUCAAAGGCAGCCUCCCCCAACCUGGUGCUCUGACAGAUGCUACGGGCCACAGUCUGGAGUGGGAUGGUAUUGGUUCCUGUGGCUAGGUGGGGAAGCAGGAUGGCGACAACCGUUCUGGGCUCUCUGGCUGAAAUGCCCAAAGUGCUUGCCAGAUGUACUCUGUGGCCAGGGAGGAGCCUUUUCUUCAAGGCUUGGCAACUGCAAGGCUGUUGUUAUUUGUUUUAUUUUAAAGGACCCUCUGUUUGAAACCCUGGAGAGCUGAUAGAUAAGAGAAGCAAUAGUGGAUUUGAUCAGGGGUCGGCAACCUAGGGCCCACGGGCAAGAAGCGGCCCAUGGAGGCCGUUUAACCCGCCCCCAAGCUGAGCCGCCCACUCAUCGAGUUCCUGUGCACUGCACUAAACCGGCGCGGCACAGGGGCUCACUUCCGUGGCUCCGGAAAUUGCUUAUGUGCAUGCCUAGACGCUGGAAAUUGCUUCUGUGCAGGCAUGAUUUUCAGCAUCUGGGCAUGCGCAGAAGCGACUUCUGGCGCCACGGACAUGCGCAGACGUGAUUUCCGGCAUUGCGCUGUGCUGCCCCGGCCCACAGAGGAUCUCUGCAGGAGUGAUCUGGCCCAUGUCUGGUAAGCCUUGCCGACCCCUGGAUUAGAUGGAGGAAGAGUCUGGCCUGGAGCAAGGCAGCUUCCUAAAUCCCUAACAGCCAUGCAGGUGAAAGUCCUGUGGCACCUUGAAGAAGUAACAGAUUUAUUACAGCAUCAGCUUUCAUGAAAUAAAGUCCACCUCGUCAGAUGCAUGAAGUGUUAUCCUCAGUUGACGGAUAUAUAGUCGUACUUUGGAAGUCGAACGGAAUCCAUUCCAGAAGUCUGUUUGACUUCCAAAACGUUUGAAAACCAAAUUGUGGCUUCUGAUUGGCAGCAGGAAGCUCUUGCAGCCAAUCAGAAGCCGCAGAAGCACCACCAGAUGUUUGGGUUCCAAAAGAACGUUCGCAAACGGAACAACCACUUCCGGGUUUGCAGAGUUGGGGAGCCAAAAUGUCCGAGUUCCAGGGCGUUUGCCAACCAAGGUAUGUCUCUAUUGUUACAAAAGUUGGGCACCAUCCCCAAUCUCUGCCAAGCUGUGGCAAGAUUCCAGGGGGUUCCAGGCGCUCACCCAGGCUCUGUGUUCCUUUGAGAAUCAAAACACAGUGGAGACUGUCGUAGCUUUAAGAAAUAGGAUUUAUUCACAUUUAUAUUACAUGGAAAUACAGGACGGUCCCAUAUUAUACAGGAUGGGUGGCAACCCUAGUCAUGACCCCAGAAUUCAGCAGGGAGUCAAGGAACAACUGAACCUCUACAUUGCCAGAUUCCACAGCACCCAGGGUCUAUAAAACCAGAGGCAAACCCUCACAGGUGCUUUCCUUUGGGCCUGAGGAACCAAGUGCCUCCCACAGUACUCUGAAAGUCCAGUGGCACAGGGGGUGCACCAGGUGGGCAGGGCAGAGAGUACAGAAGUGCCUGUCUGUAGCUCAGAGGGUUGGCCUAGGAGAGAUGGGCAGCAGGCAGAGGCUCAAAAGGUUUAGCUUUGCUUCCAGCCUUUCUUAGAGCAAAUUGCUCACUAGGCGCUAUCCUUGGUGCUGAGACAACCACCUGCCUUGAGCGAUGGGUUCUUGUGCACAACUAGAAUAGGGCAUAUGUGGUGGGGCAUGUACCCCAGUGCUCAUAUAGAACUUCUGGCCAGAAAUUAUGUGGACUGGUCUCUUAAAUCCUGUGUCUCUUAUUAGAUGUAUUUAUGAAAAAGAGGAGAUCUUAAAGCAUAUUUUCUGCAUCCUUUUCAUAUUAACGUUCUCAAUAUUAAGAACUUCGGGGGUUGGCUGAGCCAGUAAAUUUGAUUGAUGUCUAGGUCAAUGAACUUAUAACAAAACGUAUUACAAAUUCAGUAUCUCCAAAAGACCCAAACACAAUUAAAUAAUCAACAGAGAUCUAAAAUAAACACAUUAAAUACAAACAUAUGUGCAAGAUAAACAUUAAACAAAUGGGAGUUGUGCAUACUAACGCAUUUGUUAAACUGUAUUUAUAAGGUGAAUAAACGGUGAUCAGUUGUUUUAAAAAACUCUUUCUGCUUUUUGUCCGCCAUCUCCCAGACAUACAUAUGUUGGGUUUAAUGUCUUCAUCACUGCUGCUUUCUAAACCUUUGGUUAACCAAUCAUUCAGAAAAGGAGCAAGUCCAUCUCCACCUCAGAGCCACCAGAAUUUUAGCCGUGAUCAACUUUUAACAUCAAAUGCCAACUGUUUGGAGGAAACCAAUAUGGCACCAUAACCACCUCUGAAUGUGGCUUGGAGUGUUUUGACUAGAAAACAUUUUGUUUCUGUUUCAGAUGGGUGUUGUAUGAGGAACCUAACUAUCGUGGCCAGAUGUAUGUGGUCGAGAGAGGUGACUACAGCAGCUGCAAUGAGUGGCAAGCUGCCUGUGCAAACAUCCAGUCAAUCAGAAGGGUUGUCAACUAUUUUUAGCUAACUGCCUGGUGAAAACGGAGAGUCUGGACCCUUCCCUCCUGGUCUCUAGAAAUGUGAAAUAAUAAAGACUUGAAAUCCGAUGUGCCUCUUUUGCAUUCCUCCACAUGCCCAGGCAGGUCACUGGCUUAAGCAGUCCAGGGCCUGAUAGCGCACUGUAUGGGUAGCUGACAUGGACCAGCCAAUUGAGGUAGGGAGGUGAUUCUGUUUGGGGAGAAUAAGUUGCCAUUGUUCAUGGAAUGGUGCAUUCUGAAGGCUCACAAUAUACAGAUACAGAGAUGGGUAAGGAGGUUGUUACUUGAGCUCUAAUGAUGUAAAUAUAAUUACGGGGUUUGACGACCCUUAACGGGCACGGAAAGCUGCUUUUUGUCACAUAAGACCGUUUAGACAUCCUCUUUCUAAAUGUAAAGGUGAGCACAUGUCCUCUGAGAAAAGCAAGAUGAAAAAGGAAAUCGACUCGUGAUGGACUUCAACACGACGUGGGCUUCUCAAAUCGAGAGCACGGCUGCAUCGUCGGGAAUGGGAGCAAGUCAAAAUGGCAGGGAAGUCUAGCUGUUAAUAAUAAUAAUAAUAAUAAUAAUAAUAAUAAUAAUAGAAACCUGGUGCUGGUAUUGGUGGGGUGGGGUGUGGAGACUUGCAAGGUGCUGGGGCAACUGCCAGAGGAAGCCACCUGUUGAUACUGACCCUGGUAUGAGGUCUCAAAGGAGCAUAGGAGACAUUCAACAUUAAGUGACCACGCUCCUAAAGGCAUUGCACGAUAUUCUCUGCAAGAUCAUCCAUUGGCUGUUUAGACCAGGGGUGAAGAACCUCAGGCAUGGGAUUGAAUGUGGCCCUCCAGGCCCCUUUCCCUGGCCCUUGGAUUUCUGCCCAGGCAGUACCCCUCAAUGACCCCCACUUUACACUCCAAGAGCUUCUGCUGGGCUGGGAUGUGUCCUUCCAUUCCUAUAUUGGAGACAGAGAGGAUAGAGAGAGUCGUGUGUUGGCUUGUGAAGAAACGAACCUACUGUGCAAAGGGGAAAUGGGCAGGACUUCAGGGAUGGGCCUUAGUAAUAUG